Spizellomyces punctatus DAOM BR117 is the source of this 1233-nucleotide messenger RNA. RefSeq lists its product as uncharacterized. The coding region runs from base 25 to 1041 and encodes 338 amino acids. The transcript has a single exon. The record is from RefSeq and is a predicted model, not a curated record. NCBI's taxonomy places the organism in Eukaryota, Fungi, Chytridiomycota, Chytridiomycetes, Spizellomycetales, Spizellomycetaceae. Gene Ontology annotation, biological process: D-serine biosynthetic process; L-serine metabolic process; pyruvate biosynthetic process. Gene Ontology annotation, molecular function: threonine racemase activity; L-serine ammonia-lyase activity; ATP binding.
GCCGCACCCUCGUAGCGAUCCACCAUGACUGUCAAAGAAGAGAUCUCCUUGCGAACGGUAACGGCAGCUGCUGAACGGAUACAAGGACAUGCUCACAAGACUGCCGUCCUGACCUCGACUACCCUAUCGUCGCUCUUUGGAAGAGAUCCCUCAACUAAUGCGCCACGCACACUUCUCUUCAAAUGCGAGAACUUUCAACGAGUCGGCGCUUUCAAGUUCCGCGGUGCGUUCAAUGCGGUCUCACGGUUAUGUCAGGAGACACCUGAACUCGCUGCGAAAGGGAUUGUCACGCAUUCGUCAGGGAACCAUGGGCAGGCGGUUGCGUUGGCAGCAAAAUUGAAUGGCAUACCUGCAUAUGUAGUCAUGCCGAGCAGCGCGCCACAAGUGAAGAAGGACGCCGUUAAAGGGUAUGGAGCUACUGUUGUUGAAUGCGUACCGACUUUGCAGGCGAGAGAGGACACAGCUGCCAAGGUUAUCAACGAGACUGGAGCGACGUUUAUCCAUCCUUAUAAUCACCCGGAUGUGAUCAGUGGACAGGGGACUCUCGCACUGGAGUUUUUGAAGCAGGCUGAGGAAUUGGGGCAUCCUCUUGAUGCAUUGAUUGUACCAGUGGGAGGUGGAGGAAUGCUAUCGGGGUGUAUUACCGCCGCAAAGGCAAUCAAUCCGAAUAUUCGCAUUUUUGCUGCUGAACCAUUGGGCGCAAAUGACUGUGCCCAAUCCUUUCAGUCCAAAACUUUUGUCCCGUCCGUUGCUCCCAAGUCUAUUGCGGAUGGCUUGCUGACGAGUUUGGGAUCCCUGACAUGGCCAAUUAUUCGAGACAAUGUGGAAGACGUACGGACCGUAACGGAGGACAAUAUCAUCAAGGCAACGAGGCUGAUAUGGGAACGAAUGAAGAUUAUUGUUGAACCUAGCGCAGCGGUACCGGCUGCUGUUGCGCUGUUUGAUGAGGAGUUCAAGUCAUUGGAUGGAUUAAAUAACGUGGGUAUUGUAUUUUCUGGAGGAAAUGUCGACAUGGAGAAGCUUCCAUGGCUUCGAUCAUAGAUCUUACACUCUAGAUUGAUUCAAUAUAUGGCGAGACUAAGGCAGAUUUGCGGUUUAUGUUUGGCUUCUGCAAUGGUUCCACAUAAGACACUCUGCAUGCGAUUGUAGCAGGUAGUAUCAAGCCCAGUAAUUGUAAAACAGAGACCAGCUCAGUUUUAAGUCUCUGAAAUACAUUCCGAAUUAAUAUUUAAC